Molecule: messenger RNA, 1566 nt
Organism: Neoarthrinium moseri
Lineage: Eukaryota; Fungi; Ascomycota; Sordariomycetes; Amphisphaeriales; Apiosporaceae
Exons: 4
Coding region: 1-1566 (521 amino acids)
Biological process (GO): cytoskeleton-dependent cytokinesis
Cellular component (GO): septin ring; septin complex; cell division site
Molecular function (GO): GTPase activity; molecular adaptor activity; GTP binding
Source: RefSeq, a predicted model, not a curated record
AUGCCUACUUUCCUCAUCAACCACAACAAAGCCCGAGCCCGCAGCGUCCAGCUCGACAAGACUCUGGCUCUCGAAGCUGCGGCCGCAGAGGUAGCAAAGAAGCGAGAGUCGACCGGCACGCCACCGGUUCCUACGACUCGGCACAGCAGUUUGGCUCUCACGGGACAAGAGAAUCGAGAUCCGUCUAUUCGACAUUACAGGAGCAUGCUUGUUGUGGAUGCCCCGACACUUCCGUCAUUGGGUCCCCUGAAACCCAUGGACUGCACAGAGCUCUACGACCAGGACCUUGCACCUUCUCCGCCCCCACCAUAUGCACCCAGCCCCGUGCUCUCAGCGGUCAACGAGAGCAAGAACAUUGUUCGCAGAAAGCUGACAGGCUACGUCGGUUUCGCCAACCUGCCGAACCAAUGGCACCGCAAGAGUGUUCGAAAGGGAUUCAACUUCAACGUCAUGGUUGUUGGUGAAUCUGGCUUGGGCAAGUCGACUUUGGUCAACACUCUGUUCAACACAUCCCUCUACCCUCCCAAGGAGCGCAAGGGACCGAGCUUGGACAUCAUUCCCAAGACUGUCACCAUCCAGUCCAUCAGCGCAGACAUCGAGGAGGCCGGUGUUCGUCUACGCUUGACUGUCGUCGACACCCCUGGUUUCGGCGACUUCGUGAACAACGACGAGUCGUGGAGACCUAUUGUCGAGAACAUCGAGCAGCGAUACGACGCCUACCUUGAUGCCGAGAACAAGGUCAACCGCAUGAACAUCGUUGACAACAGAAUUCACGCAUGCGUGUACUUCAUCCAGCCCACCGGUCACGCGCUGAAGCCCCUGGACGUCGAGGUUAUGCGUCGCCUGCACACCAAGGUCAACUUGAUUCCUGUCAUUGCCAAGGCUGAUACCCUCACCGACGAGGAGAUUGCCAGCUUCAAGGCCAGAAUCCUUGCCGACAUCAAGCACCACGGUAUCCAGAUCUUCGAGGGACCUCGUUACGAGCUCGAUGAUGAGGAGACUAUUGCUGAGAACAACGAGAUCAUGUCCAAGGUCCCCUUCGCUGUCGUUGGUGCCAAUAACGAGAUCACCAACGCCGAGGGCCGCAAGGUCCGCGGACGUCGCUACCCGUGGGGUGUCAUCGAGGUCGACAACGAGGAGCACUGCGACUUUGUCAAGCUUCGACAGAUGCUUAUCCGCACCCACAUGGAGGAGCUCAAGGAGCACACCAACAACAACCUGUACGAGAACUACAGAACCGACAAGCUUACCGCCAUGGGUGUUGCCCAAGACCCUAGCGUGUUCAAGGAGGUCAACCCUGCCGUCAAGCAAGAAGAGGAGCGUACCCUGCACGAGCAGAAGCUCGCCAAGAUGGAGGCCGAGAUGAAGAUGGUCUUCCAGCAGAAGGUGGCCGAGAAGGAGAGCAAGCUAAAGCAGAGCGAAGAGGAACUGUACGCCCGGCAUCGCGAGAUGAAAGAGCAGCUGGAGCGACAGCGGUUAGAACUCGAGGAGAAGAAGGCCAGAGUCGAGAGCGGACGGCCGAUCGAGAAGGAGGGCAAGCGCAAGGGUUUCUCCCUUCGCGCAUAA